AUGUCGACCGAAGUGGCUGCCUCGGCGGUCAAGAAGGAGGAGCAAGAUGCCGUCGCCUCUUCCUCAAAUUCGACCAACCAUCUUCCUGCGUAUCUGCCAUCGACGACGAGCAAACCUGACGAACUACCGCGCGCAUAUUUGAACGGAACGCAGGACAUGUUGAGCCUGUUUGGACUCAUGCCCAUCUACGACCGAGCCGUGCGUCCGUACAAUCCCGAUACGAUCAAAGUAGAGACCGAAGCUUCUUCAUCCACGAUCGCUCUUGCAGGCAAAGGGCCAUCGGGGACAGCGGCUGCAGCGGGUCCGUCGAGUGCUGUGCAAGCCGGAGCCACAGGAUAUGCUGCAACGGGAGCAGCGACAGCACACUCGGCAACCCAGGGUGCGACGCCGUCCACAAGUCAACAAGGUGUAUCGCAAACGAGCGCGACACCUCGACCAAACACUGGCAGUGGGCCAGCCGCUGCACCCACCACCGGCCUUGCGAGUCAUCCAUCUCACGGAGCGUCUAGCACAGGACGGAUCUCUACACCGGCGCUGCAACUCAACGGUGGACCGCCCACGUUUUCGCUGCACACGGAUUCAUCCGCCAUCUUGGCCGCCUCUCCCGGCCAAAUCGCUGCCGCAGCCUCGGCCGCACCUCCCGCUCGCAAACCAACCAAACCACCUGGAACGUAUGCGCACUACGUCGACGAUCUAGCGGGUCGAGUUCGACCUCCGCGCAAGAGCGCGCGUGCAGCAAAGGAAGCCAAGGGGACAUCGCUGGUAUCCAUCCUGUUCAAACCCGAGUAUACGCCGCAGCGAAUCGUACCUUUCGACAGAGAGACGAUGAAGAGUGCAUUCAGUGUGGAGCCGGGUGUAGUGGAGGAGAUCGACCAGGCCUUGUUGGAACCGGAUGAGGAGGAGACGGUCAAGCCAAAGAAGAAGAAGAAAAAGCUCAAGCAGGAACAGCAGCAGCAGCCGAGAGCGGGCAAUCAGGCGGGUUCGGUUCCUCCGUCGGAUGCGAGGACGCCAUAUCGGAGGUGA
Molecule: messenger RNA, 1023 nt
Organism: Pseudozyma hubeiensis SY62
Lineage: Eukaryota; Fungi; Basidiomycota; Ustilaginomycetes; Ustilaginales; Ustilaginaceae
Exons: 1
Coding region: 1-1023 (340 amino acids)
Source: RefSeq, a predicted model, not a curated record